AUGUCUGAGCCUCUGCAGCCCGAGUCCUCCUGUUUUCUCAGGGCUCCUGUUGAGAUCCGCUUCCGCAUCUACUACGAGAUUUUCGUCAAAGAUGGCCCGGUCCAUUUUGGUGCCGACCGCUGCCAGCUCGACGCACCCCUCGUUCGCAGACCAGAAGGCCUCUCUUCCGCCCUUCUGCGUGUCAAUAAGACGAUCCACCAAGAGGCUACGCGGAUCCUCUACAGCGAGAACCUCUUCCAAUUCCCCGACGCGUAUUGCUUCCGCGAGCCCGAGGGCGACUCGUUCUGCUUCUACUCCGCCGUGCCCUACGUCGCGCCCUUCCUCCAGCAAAUCGGGCAGAACGCGCGCUUCCUGAGGCACAUCAGCAUCAACUUCCCCAAGUCGUUCGCCUCCAGGAGACCCCCCGUCCUCCAAGCCGCCUUCAUCCGGGUCCUCAGGCUUCUCCGGGAGUCCUGCACAGAUCUACGCACCGUCGAGAUCGUGUCGGAGAACCCCAACGGCCUCGUCCCGCUGCAGAACAUUGAGCAGGCGGGGCAGAUGCUGCAGACGCUCCAUGACGGCGGGCUCGGGAACAUCCCCACGCUUGAGAAGGUUGUCCUGGUCCACCCGGACGACUCUCUCAUCGAGGCGUUCGCGUCCACCUGCGAGCCCCUGAGGCAGCACACGCCGAGCAUCAAAUGGACGAUCCAGCGCAAGAAGACCCCGCCCAUGACUCGCACCAGUACAAGCUACCUGGCUUACAUCUAA
Clonostachys solani is the source of this 747-nucleotide messenger RNA. The record is from the annotation of a GenBank genome assembly. Lineage: Eukaryota; Fungi; Ascomycota; Sordariomycetes; Hypocreales; Bionectriaceae.